This is a messenger RNA of Malassezia japonica, 2964 nucleotides long. RefSeq lists its product as uncharacterized. Gene Ontology annotation, molecular function: protein binding. The record is from RefSeq and is a predicted model, not a curated record. NCBI's taxonomy places the organism in Eukaryota, Fungi, Basidiomycota, Malasseziomycetes, Malasseziales, Malasseziaceae. The coding region runs from base 1 to 2964 and encodes 987 amino acids. The transcript has a single exon.
AUGACGACGGCCUGGAGCACACCGUCGCAUGCCGAGUGGCAGCUCAUACGUGGUGAGCUGCCACAUGAGAAGGAGUCCCUCGCGUACAAAGUGGUGAAUGGCGACUUUGGCGCCUUGCUGUCCUCUGGCACAAGCAAGAAGUUCCUGGCGCAGUUUGCCGAGCAGAUGCAGGCGCUGAUGCAGACGCCGGCAGCUGAGCAAGGCCGCGCAGUCGCUGCAUGGAACCAUAGGAAGCUGUCUAUCACCGGCAUUGACGCCUUCGAGGCGCUGUGCACGGCGAUUGCCGCGCUCCAUGCGUUUGUGCAACUGAACUGGACGGGCCCCGAUCUGGACGUCGUGCCGGCAUCGCUGUUGCGUGCGAGCGCUCCUCAAGUCUUUCCCCCACGCUCUGUCGAUGCCGAGGAUGACGGGGAUGCUGAGUACGCGCGUGCGCUGCAUGCAGUCUGCCUCGAACUGCUCACCAUGCACGGCGAGCCAGCCUAUCACCUGAGCCAGUCGCCCUUUUUCCUUGUCUAUGCGCUCGAGAUCCUGCGUGCAUUGGAAGGCAAUGAGUCGAUCGUCACGCUUCCGUGGUGGCAGCUGCGUGCGGGCGAAGUGCAUCGCCGCAUUCUCGACGAGGCCGUUUCGCACGAUGCCAAGGCGGUGCAGCGUGUCGCGGCGCUCGCCGACGAGUGCCAGAAGCGCGGUGCGGCCAAUACGAGUGCAAAGUACGAAUGGGACAACCUCGCAUCGCGUGCAAUUCUUGAAAAUGCGCUGGCAUUCCAGCGCGCGGGUCUUGACAAGGAAGCAUCCGAGCACCUCGUCGACGCGGCCAAAGUGAAUGGCCUCGAGUUUGAGCUGACCGGCGCGCUGGGCAAGCGGACCAAGUACCAAAAGACAGACAAGACACAGCUUGUGCUCCUUGCCGAGUCGCGUGAAGAGGGCAAGGACCGUGCCGAGGACGAGGAACAGAGCGCCCAACAAGCACAGGGCACCUCGGCUGCGGCUGAAAACCCCGACAAUAUGGGCUGGCAGGCGUCGGUCGAUCCCGAGACGCAGGUCGACCACCAGCCCGCGACGUAUGCGCUGAACGACGACACGCUCCUGGAGCAGACCAAGUUCACCGCCACGUCGAGUGCGUCCGAGCAGAACAAGCUGUCGCACCUCCGCCCUGGCGAGCAGCCGCCUCUGGCCGUGACCGAUCAGUGCACGCUUCUUGCACUGUGUCUCAACAUCCACAAUACCCAGCCCGCACAUGGCCUGACGUCCGAGCAGAUGGGCGCGUUUGUCGCACGAGUCAUUUCGCAUCCGCUCAACUGGAGUGUGCAUACAAUGAGCCUGCUGCUGCGCUCGCGUCUCGAGGCGAGCCGCACGCGUACCGUUGAGCGCUCUACACUCCAGUUGCAGGCACUCAUCGACCAGAUGCCCACGAACGACUCGAGCCUGCGUGAGCGUCUGCGCUUCUUCCAUGCCUUGAGCCUUCCUGCGCGGUGGGAGAUGCAGGCCGAGCUUGCGCGGCGCUUUGUGUCGCUGGGUGUGCUGCGCAGUGCAUUGGAGAUCUUUGAGCGCAUCGAGCUCUGGGAGGAGGUCGUGCAGUGCCUGGGCCUGCUUGCGCGCCAAGCCGAAGCAAUCGAGGUGCUGCGCGAUCUGCUUGCCGGCCGCAAGCUCGAGGCCGAUGUGAUGCUGCAGCAGAAGCGUAUCGAGAACGAGGCGAGCAGCAUUCCGCAUGCGCGCUUUGCGCGUGCGCGCGAGGCGAAGCUGUGGUGUCUGUUGGGCGACCUUGAGCCGGAAAAGUGCGAGGAGCACUACCUGAAAGCCUGGGAUGUAUCGCAGUCCUCGUCCGCGCGUGCUGCGCGCUCUCUCGGUGGCUAUUACUUUGCGAUGCAGAACUUUGACGAGGCCGUGCAGUGGCUGCGGCGAGCCGUGCGCAUCAACUCACUCUUUUCGCGCAGCUUUUUCAUGCUCGGUUGCAGCUACAUGCGCUUGGAGCGGUGGCUGGAGGCGGCUGCGUCCUUCCGCAAGUGCACUGCGCUCGAGGAGGAGGACGGCGAGAGCUGGAACAACCUUGCGAGCUGCUACCUCCGCAUGCACCAGUCGCAGGUCGACCAGCUGGACCGGGUCCUGGAGGACGACGAUGACGCGUCGAGUAUCCACAGCGGCAGCACCGCGCGGGACUCGGGCAUCGAGGUGGACUCUGAUGAGGAGAGUUCUGCGCCGGUGCGCGAGAACGCCGGAUACGAGCUGCGGACGCUCGCGCACAAAGCGCUUGGCAUUGCGCUCAAGUACAACUUUGAGUCGUGGCGCGUUUGGUCCAACUACAUGAUGGUCUCGGUUGAUGUCGGUAUGCUGAGCGAAGCUGCGCGUGCGCUUGCGCGUGUCGUCGAGAUCCGGUGCCGCGAAGCGAGUCGGAGCACAUCGGAGCGCGGCUCGGACGAGAUUGUGGACCUUGCGGUGCUCAAUCGCCUGGUUGGUGCCGUGACGCGUGCGCCAUCGCGCGAGGAGGAUGCGGUUGAGGACAACGCGCCUGCCGGUGGCCAAGUUGUGCACAACCCCAACGAGGGCCACGGCCUACGCCCCGCGCUGCAGCGCCUCUUUGAGCAGACGCUGCUAACCAACUUUUCGACCGAUGCUGCGAUUCUACAGAGCUAUGCGCGCUUCCUCUUUUGGAGUGGCGAUUUCCGCAAGAUGCUCGAUGCGCGCAUCAAGAGCUUCCGCUUCGGUCUGGGUAACCCCGACUCGACAGAGGUCGUGACGGACGUGGCGACCUUCCGCCUCGCGCAGGAGGAGCUUGAGGAGCUCGUCGAUGCGCUCGAGAACAUCGGGCAGCGCCCCGCCGAGCCCGGCAGUGAAGAGGAGGCGAUGCCCGACUGGCGCUUCCAAGCACGGACGCUCGUGCGCAGCUUCCUCUCGCGCACGCGCGACUCGUUUGACGACACGCCCGAGUACGAGUCGCUCCAGGAGCGCCUCACGAGCCUCCGUCCCUAG